Penicillium cosmopolitanum is the source of this 1275-nucleotide messenger RNA. RefSeq names its product Paf1-complex subunit LEO1. Gene Ontology annotation, molecular function: RNA polymerase II C-terminal domain phosphoserine binding. Gene Ontology annotation, biological process: transcription elongation by RNA polymerase II; positive regulation of transcription elongation by RNA polymerase II. The transcript is spliced from 3 exons. The record is from RefSeq and is a predicted model, not a curated record. Lineage: Eukaryota; Fungi; Ascomycota; Eurotiomycetes; Eurotiales; Aspergillaceae. Gene Ontology annotation, cellular component: Cdc73/Paf1 complex; nucleus. The coding region runs from base 1 to 1275 and encodes 424 amino acids.
AUGGAUGAGGAUGAUGAUGCCGACCUUUUCGGCUCCGAUGGUGGUGGCUCCGAUGCUGGCCUCGAUAGCGACGAUCGAGGCCGUCGCAAUUUGGAUGAUGAACAACUAGACUCCGGUGACGAUGAAGGCCGUGAUGAUCGCCGUGAUCGCAUGGAUGUGGGUGCUGAUGCGGGCGACUUUGACGAAGCCGAAGUCAAUAUCAUGGACGUGAGCCUGGCGCGGGCGCCGGAGCCCGUAACCAGUGACGGAGAGGUAUGGAUCGAGAUCACGCUGAAUGCGUUUCUUCCACGGAGUAUCUACACCAUGCGUGUCCCCGAUUUCCUCUCCAUUGAAGCGGAAGAAUUCAACCCGGAAACCUACGUCGCUCCUCCCUACUCCACCGCUGCCACAUCACUAUGCUGGCGCAAAGACCCCAACGACGAGUCCCAGCUACAAUCCAACGCCCGCUUCGUUCAGUGGGAGGAUGGCUCUAUCACACUCCAGCUUGCAUCCGCCCCACUCGAGCAAUACCGCAUCUCCUCCAAACCACUCGCACCCCUCGACAAAUCUGGCAACUAUGACCCGAAGCUGGACUCUCACGUUUACCUUUCCGCCGCCGUGGAAACGGCUUCGGUUUUCCGACUCACUUCCCACGUCACACACGGCUUGACCGUUCUCCCGACUGCCAUGGAGACCGACGAUGCGGUCCAGCGACUUCAAGAAUCUCUCGCCGCUGCUACCCGUGGCAACAAGACGACGGUGGAUGGCUCGGCGCCUGUCAUUGAUGUCAAGGAAGAUCCUGAAAUGGCUGCGCGUAAGGCAGAGCUCGCGGAGAAGGAAGCCAUGCGAGCUGAGCGUCGGCGACAACAGCUGGCAGACCGCGAGGCGGAUCGUGGUCGUCGUGCACCUGCUACCCGUACUAUGGGUACUGGUCUUAGUAUCGGUGCUCUCGAGGAUGGACUUUCGACUCGUCCUCGUGGCAAGCAGCGUCGUCCUAACCGUCGUGGUGAGAUCUAUUCCGACGAGGAAGAUUAUCGCGGUGGACGUACCCAUGAGGAUGAGUAUGAUGAGGAUGACGGAUUCCUGGUUGGUAGCGAUGAAGAUGUUGAGGAAGGUGAAGAUGAUGAGGAGGAGGAGGAAAUUCUGGACGAUGACGAGGAUGCUGAGGGUGAAGUUGAUACUGAAGUUGCUCCCUCCAAGUCUGCACGUAGCAAACCCGCGCCUGAGAAGACAGGAACUCCUCCGCAACGGAAGAAGAACCGCUAUGUGGUGGAUGACGAUGAUGAGGACGAGUGA